This is a messenger RNA of Gigantopelta aegis, 4201 nucleotides long. Its product is annotated as ATP-dependent DNA/RNA helicase DHX36-like. Bases 99 to 3482 code for a protein of 1127 amino acids. Gene Ontology annotation, cellular component: intracellular anatomical structure; nucleus; cytoplasm. The transcript is spliced from 27 exons. NCBI's taxonomy places the organism in Eukaryota, Metazoa, Mollusca, Gastropoda, Neomphalida, Peltospiridae. Gene Ontology annotation, molecular function: DNA helicase activity; ATP binding; G-quadruplex RNA binding. The record is from RefSeq and is a predicted model, not a curated record.
UUCGACUUUCGUUUUUGAUAAUGUUCCGACAAUCAAAAACAUUGCUACAAAUAUAUUUAUAAAAAAAUGUUGGUAAUUAACUAUAUAUAUUUUUGUGAAUGUUAAAAGAAAUAUUGAGGCUUUGCUGGUUUGGAACCGACUUAAAGAGUAGAUUUCCGCUCAAGCUGAUGUACCAUCACAGAGGUCGUGGGAGAGGUUACGGAGGUCAUGGUAGAGGUCGUGGUGAUAGAGGAAGUGAUGGAUGGAAGGAACGCCAUGCUUACAGUCAUGAUGCUGAAGAUGGCGACACAGGUGAAGGUGAUGAGGGGUCAAGGUCGAACCGACCCCCACCUGGUCUUAAAGGUCGAGCCAUCGGAAUGUGGUAUGCACAGAGAAGUCGAGGCAAGAAGAAGCAACAGGAGAAAAUGAACCGUCCAGUGGUCAGCAUGGAAGUGCACCGCGAACGUCACAUUCGACAGCUGCUGGACAACAUCAGCGCAACGGACAGUUUCGCCGAAGCGUGUCAGAAAGACGCUUCGCCAUUUGAUGACAGGUUCCCACCGAGCACUGCCUCGACUUCCCGCAGUAACCAUGGUAACGGAGCAGUCGCAUCUGCAGUAAGCCCAACGACAGCUGAUUCACAGAGCGAAGUUGAAGAUGUACCGAUGGAUGACGUCCCGUCGAUAUCAGAGCUGAUAGAGUUUGAGAAGGCCGAAGAUGAAUAUCCCAUUCCAGAAUGUGUUGAUGUACUUAAUGAAGAGUUUGCUGGAUGCAUGGGAGACAACUCGGACCCAGCUCUAGACAAGAAGUAUCGGAUGGCGUUACUCGAUAAACAGACAGAUCAGAAGUACAGACACAUGCUGGAGUUCCGGAAGAAACUCCCAUCGUACAACAUGAAAGAGGAGAUCCUGCAGAAAAUACAGAACAACCAAGUGUUGGUUAUCAGCGGUGAGACGGGCUGUGGGAAGACAACUCAGGUGCCCCAGUUUAUUUUGGAUGAUUACAUUCAGUCUAAUCGCGGUUCGCAGUGUCGCAUUCUCUGCACCCAGCCACGACGGAUCAGUGCUAUAUCAGUUGCAGAACGAGUAGCAUCGGAGAGGUGUGAGUCGUGUGGAGGAAACAGCAGUGUCGGAUAUCAGAUCAGACUCGAGUAUCGUCUUCCUCGGAGGAAUGGGUCGAUCUUGUACUGUACAACCGGCAUCGUUCUCAAGUUUCUCGAGUCAGAUCCGUAUUUGAAAAGAGCAACUCAUGUUAUCUUGGAUGAAAUCCAUGAACGGGACUUGCAGUCAGAUUUCCUCAUGAUCAUUCUAAAGGAUCUGUUGCCACGUAGACCAGAUCUCAAGGUCAUCUUGAUGAGUGCCACUCUCAAUGCAGAAAUGUUUUCAAAAUAUUUUUUCAACUCUCCGAUGCUGAAUAUCCCCGGCUACACGUUUCCCGUCGAGGAAUACCUCCUAGAAGAUGUUGUUGAACUUCUGAAGUAUACUCCACAGAGUGAGAAACGGCCACAACGUCGUCAACAUCAUCAGCGUCAUAACCGCGGUGAAUACAACCAAGAGAGAGAUGAGGAACAGUGGAACUAUGAAGUCUGGUGUCGAAAUCUAAAAGGAGAUUACUCCGACUCGACAAUAAGAGCUUUACAGGUGAUGGACUUCAGUAAGGUUGACCUUGACCUUAUAGCUGCUCUCAUCCGGCAUAUCUGUCUCAAAGAUGGGGAGGGAGCUAUUCUUGUGUUCGUGCCUGGCUGGGCAGAAAUCAGCAAGCUGAACAAGCAGUUAACCAGCGAGCGAAUGUUUCACUCUAAUAAUUUUCGGAUCAUUCCUCUACAUUCCUUAAUGCCGACAGUGAAUCAAAAACAGGUGUUUGAGAGACCUCCACCGGGCGUGAGGAAGAUCAUCAUAGCAACCAAUAUCGCGGAAACUAGUAUCACCAUAGACGACGUGGUUUUCGUGAUUGAUUGCGGUAAGAUCAAGGUGAAGGACUUUCAGCCACAGAACAACUUGAGUACUCUGGAGUCGAAGUGGGUUUCCAAGGCGAACUCCAAACAGAGGAAGGGCAGGGCAGGCAGAGUUCAGGCCGGUAAAUGCUAUCACCUGUACACCAGCCUACAGUGGAAUGGCUUCCAAGACUACCUCCUGCCCGAGAUUUUGAGAACGAGACUGGAGGAGCUGUGUUUACAGAUCAAACUGCUCAAGCUGGGGAAGAUCACUCCAUUUGUUUCUAAAGCAAUGCAGCCACCAUCCAUGGAAUCCCUGGAACGAGCCAUCGUCACCUUACAAAACUUGAAUGCCCUGGACCGGGACGAGAACCUGCUACCCCUGGGUUACCACCUGGCGCGGAUGCCGGUCGACCCUCAGACGGGGAAGAUGAUUCUGUUUGGGGCAAUGUUCUGUUGUCUCGACCCCAUCCUCACGGUCGCUGCCAGUCUCAGCUUCAAAGAUGCGUUCAUCAUCCCACUUGGUAAAGAAUCGGACGCUGAUCGUGCCAGGAAACGGCUGUCUGAGAACUCAAUGAGCGAUCAUCUGAUGUUGGUGAACGCUUUCCAGGGAUGGGAAGAGUCGCAGUCAACAGGAAAUGACCGAAACUACUGCUGGGAAAACUUUCUGUCUGAAAACACCUUAAAAUUACUGCGAGACAUGAAGAGACAGUUGGCAGAAUUGCUUCAUGAUCUCGGCUUUCUAAAGUCCAAAUUGCCUCAUGACCCUUCUUCCAACCUCUAUUCAGACAAUCAAGGCUUGUUGAAGGCUGUCUUGUGUGCCGGACUUUACCCAAAUGUAGCAAAAGUCCACAAAUGUCCAAAACCAAAUCAGGAAUUCAAAACGGUGGCACUGCAUACAAAAAGUGAUGGAAAAGCUCACAUCCAUCCGAAGUCUGUGAACGCCCACGCGACUCACUUUGCCUCAAAGUGGAUUGUUUAUUACCACAAACUGAAAACGGCAAAGAUCUAUGUUCAUGACUGUACAAUGGUAUCACCAUACCCUCUUCUGUUCUUUGGUGGUGAAAUCACCAUUGGAAAGGACGGGGAUCAAGACAUUGUUGGUGUGGACGACUGGAUCGUCUUCAGAGCUUCUCCAAACACGGCUCAGCUUGUUAAGGAUCUCCGCAGUCAGCUGGAUCGGCUGCUAGAGGUGAAAGUCACUCACCCAGGUCCCACCAACUGGAAUACGUCGGGAACCGAAGGAGCCAUCAUGAAGGCCAUAUCCGACCUGAUCACAACCGAAGACAACCAGAGUAACCCAGGUCGUCGCGACCUUCCAGACGGUUCGUUUUCACCUGGAUCGGAUCACGACGGUUCCAGGUCCUACCACGAUGGUCCCAGGCAGUCAUCGCAUGAGACAGACUGGGAUUCACGUUCGCAUGGUCGAUCCUCGCACAAGACAAACAGGGACUAUGAUGAUUGGUCUUCCGGUCAUAGUGUCUCAAUGAAACGACUAAGAAUUGGUCCUGGACCAAAGACGCACACGCGUAAAGGCCGACACAAGCGAUUUGAUGAUGAUGAUUGGUGAAUCUGAGAUGUAAAUUUAUGCAAAGGUCGACACAAGUGUUUUGACGAUUAUGAUUAGUGAAUCUGUUAUAUGUAAAUUUAUAGAGAUUAAUUUAUAUUUCUUGCAAGAAAUAUUUUGAUGCUUAGAGAUUUUAUAGUGGUAUAUGAAAGGAGCAGGAUUGGGGGGUAGGGAGAGGCAUAAAUAGUGUAUUCAUUUGGGGGUGGGGUCACAGGGAGUCUAUGACCUAAAACUGUAUACGUUUUUGAAUGAUAUUUUGUGAUAAAUUUGUACAAUUUUACAUGAAAUAAACAUCUCUGUGUAUAGAUUUUUACUUCUAAAGAGAAAAUCAAAACACACAAGCCUUCCAGUACGAUGUCAGUCUGUAAACAAGGAAUGCACUAUUUGUUUGACGACAGAUUUAAUUUUAAAACAGGUUGUCAUUUAAUACCAUGAGCUUUUUCAUCAGAACUAUCACAUAGGCUACAUAAACGGAUAAAGCAGCAAGGGGUCUUUUAUAUGCAUGUGUGUAGACAUGACAGUACAUACCAGUCUUUUUAAUGCACCAGUUGUGCAAAAGCACCAGGCUCAUGCUACAUUGUUCUUCAAGGUUCUCCAACAAACUUUUUGUUUUACUACUAUUUAAAGAGACACACCCUAGUUACGUUUAUUUGUUAACCAUUACGGCGUUGUUUUUCGCUAUUAAACCCCCAUUUUUCACAAAUAAAAUUGCACUUUACUUA